Molecule: messenger RNA, 531 nt
Organism: Didymodactylos carnosus
Lineage: Eukaryota; Metazoa; Rotifera; Eurotatoria; Philodinida; Philodinidae
Source: the annotation of a GenBank genome assembly
AUGGUUUAUAAUAAAAAAAAUAUUGUUUGUGGUGAUUGCGGUGGUAUUCCUGCUGCAAAAGUGCGAGAAUUAUUAACAACACUCGAAAAAUCUCAAGCAUUUAAAGCAUCAUUAUCAAAAAAUGCAAACGCAACAAUGCCCCUGCCGUUAUCGCCAUUUGAUAUUCCAUCAGCAACUACCAUAACUGUCACAGCACCACCACAACAACUUAUACAUAAAGCCAUCUCAUUUCGUGCACAUGAUCGUUCAAAAAAUGAGACACGUAAACGUUCGUUAUUGUUAAUAAAAUCAAACAGACAAGGUAAGAAAUCAUUGACAACAAGAACGAAUGAUAAACGAUCAAAAUUGAAAGAAUUAAGUGGAAAAGUGGGAAACAAAACGAUUUUUAGUGUUAAUAAACGACGAAAAAUAUUAUUAAAGAAUAAAAAUAAGAAAAGAGUGGAUAAAACAUUGAAUAAUGUUGUUAAUAAGAAAAAAAGCAAUCGUCGCCAGCAAACAAGUUUGAUGAAAAAAAAAGAAAAAAAAUCAUAA